GGGAUUCAUUUUCCCCAUACCUGGUGUACCUUUGAAAACUCUCUGACGUUUGAGAUUCUUGCAUCUCUUACAUCCUAGGCAAUAUUCUGUCAAAAGUAUUUCAAGCCACCACUUGUGAAGUAUGCUUUUGCACUAGUCUCGUAUCCUGACUGGUUUUCCUUGCUGUUUAUGUUAUGCAUCGAGUUCCUUUCACUGAUUCGUACCGCCGGGACCCUUGAAGUCUUUCGAUUUUUACCUGAUCGGAUCAACCAUUUUCUCAUAUCUUACUCCAUUGUGCCACUGUGAGGGUGGGCAAAGCUUCCCUAUUCAUGUAAAAAUCGAAUCACAUACCCCUGGCGGUUCGUAGGUUUGAUGGCGCCACUAUCCCAUAUUCAUCCGUCCAUGAUUAUCCCAUGGCCGGCGCGGAUCUACAUCUAGGACUACGCACUGCAGUGCUUCAACUCUCAAUCAUAGCGCCAAGGCUCAUUGAUGCACGGUUUGAGGGUUGUAUGCAUAUCUGUUUCCACUUCCCUCGUUGAAUUUUCUUAUUAUCUGAGCACGCCUCUUUUAAAUCUCUUGUCAUCUAAUCAAUUGUAAUUCUGCAGCUGCAGGUCACGCUCUCUAAUUACUUUUCAUAUUCUUUGCUUCAUACAACGGCUGGGCUGUUGACUACGUUCAUUAAUACCUAGAUUCAAACUUCGAAGGGCAGGAUACCAAACUAUAUUAUCUAACGGCAAUAUUGGAACCGAGGAUGAAGGGCUUUAUAAGAGCAUCGCUAUUAGUGGCAGUGGGGGCAGCAGGUCUUGCACAGGGAUAUCAGUAUGAAGCUAGAGGUUUAAGUGAUAUCAUUGCCGCUCUCGAAGGAGGAGCGAAAGGGAAAGAGAGCGCAGCGCCCGCGGUGACAAAGGAGAUCACAAAAACAAUGACUGUCACGAAAAGUGUUCAGGGAGCGGCGGCGCCGACAGGGGCUGCAAUACAAGCUGCCGGAACUGGUGGCCAAUUCUCUUUUCUCACUUCGACAGUCUUCGCUUCAGGAGCUCCCCCUACCGUCACUGUCACUCCACUACCUCAGAUGGUUACCCAAACAGUCACCGAAACGGAGCAAGUAAUGGUAACUAUGAUGGCCACGCAAAUGUCGGUAGUUACAUCCAUGGUCACUAUGACUAUGAUGCAAACAACUACGGUCAUGGUAUCAGUUACAAUGCAAGGUGCUGCACCAGCAGCAUCAAUUAGCACAUCUUUAACCGAAGCUGCCAUUCAAGGAGCUACAGUCACGAGUGUCACCACAUCAGCUGCGAUACAAGCUGGAGGAUCACCAGCUCCUGCACUUGGAGCUGCACAAGUCGCACAGCCGAAUCCUGUGGAUAUCAACACAUUCUCCUUGUCCAGCAGUUUAGUCCUUGGUAAUCUUGCUGUGGCGACAGCAGUCUGAGAUUAGAGCUUGAUGCUCGAAUAGUAAUGAAAUGGGUUUGAAAGAGAAGUAAUAUUAGAUUGUGUA
Messenger RNA from Botrytis cinerea B05.10, 1477 nucleotides. RefSeq lists its product as hypothetical. The transcript is spliced from 4 exons. The record is from RefSeq and is a predicted model, not a curated record. Bases 731 to 1411 code for a protein of 226 amino acids. Lineage: Eukaryota; Fungi; Ascomycota; Leotiomycetes; Helotiales; Sclerotiniaceae.